Molecule: messenger RNA, 2059 nt
Organism: Leptonychotes weddellii (Weddell seal)
Lineage: Eukaryota; Metazoa; Chordata; Mammalia; Carnivora; Phocidae
Gene: SFTPB
Product: surfactant protein B
Biological process (GO): sphingolipid metabolic process
Cellular component (GO): multivesicular body; lysosome; alveolar lamellar body
Source: RefSeq, a predicted model, not a curated record
GGGAUCCAGGCUGUGGAGGUGCCAUGGCCAAGUCCCAGCAGCUGCUGUGGCUACUGCUGCUAUCCACGCUGUGCGGCGCAGGCGCAGCUGACUGGACCGCCUCGUCCCUGGCUUGUGCCUGGGGCCCCGAGUUCUGGUGCCAAAGCCUGGAGCAAGCACUGCAAUGCAGAGCCCUGGGGCACUGCCUACAGGAAGUCUGGGGCCACGCAAAAGCUGAUGACCUGUGCCAGGAAUGUGAGGACAUCGUCCACAGUCUCACCAAGAUGAUCAAGGAGGCCAUUUUCCAGGACACGAUGCGGAAGUUCCUGGAGCAAGACUGUGAUGUUCUGCCCUUCAAGCUUCUCGUGCCCCAGUGCCAUCACCUGCUUGACACCUACUUCCCAGUGGUCGUCAACUACUUCCAGAGCCAGAUCAACCCGAAGGUCAUCUGCAAGCACCUGGGCCUGUGCAAACCUGGGCGUCCAGGGCCAGGGCAGGAGUCAGGGCUGUCAGACCUGCUGCCGGAGAAGCUGAUCCUCCCCGGGCUGCCAGGAACCCUCCAGGAUCUCUCUGAGCCUCGGCUGCCCAUCCCCCUCCCCUACUGCUGGCUCUGUAGGACUCUGAUCAAGCGGAUCCAAGUUGUGAUUCCCAAGGGUGUGCUGGCCAUGGCUGUGGGCCAGGUGUGCCAUGUCGUACCCCUGGUGGUGGGUGGCAUCUGCCAGUGUCUGGCUGAGCGUUACACCGUCCUGCUGCUGGACGUGCUGCUGGGCCGCGUGCUGCCCCAGAUGGUGUGCGGCCUGGUCCUCCGGUGCUCCAACGGCGCUGGCCCCGCUCUGGAGUCCCUGCCCGGAGAAUGGUUACCUCAAGAGUCCGAGUGCCACGUCUGCAUGUUCGUGACCACACAGGCCGGGAACAGCAGCGAGCAGGCCAUGCCGCAGGCAAUACCCCAGGCCUGCCUCAGCUCCUGGCUGGACAGGCAAAAGUGCGAGCAGUUUGUGGAGAGGCACACACCCCAGCUGCACACCCUCAUGGCCGGGGGCCGGGAUGCCCACGCCACCUGCCAGGCCCUGGGCGCGUGUAAGACCACGUUCAGUCCUCUCCAGUGUAUGCACAUUCCUCAGUUCUGACGAGAACUCAGAGCCAUGCCAGCCCAAAGCAGAGCCACUUUCUUCCUCUCCGGGUGUGAGGAGCAGCCAGGGCAGCAUCUGCUGGAGGAGAUCUGUAAGAGGCGGCUUCCGGCCCGGGGACUUCCGGCCAGACUUCACACACCCCACUGGAGCCAGCCCAGCUCCCACAACACCCCCGGGCUGGGUCCUGGGGAACUCGUCAGCCACACACUCCUUCCCUGGCUCCAAGAGGACAGCCUGCCUCACUUUCAUCUCCAUGUGCAUAAGAUAUUGGCUUUUACAGUGGUUUUGCCAAUACUUUCACAAAACUCAAAUUCAGAAGAAUAAAAAAAAAAAAUGGGAACAUCAAGUACCAUAAAAGAUAGAUAUAUGAAGUCAAACUUUAAAAAAAAAAUCAGGAAAUCCAUGACUUGUCAAGAAUGGACGCGGCAGGGCUCAAGCAAGGUGGGAAGGUGAUUGGACAAACUUUCAUAUUUGAGAUGUUCUCCGGCUUAAGAGCUAUCACUUUAAGAUGUAAAAAGGGGUUUUCUUUUUAUCUUUUUGUAAGGCAAGCUUCCUCCAAGUUUUGGUUAAAAUUCCAGUGUGAUUCCAUUUCUGCUAUGAUUUAUCUCCUCAAAGCUCAGUUGGGGCACGUGCUAAAAAUCAGUUCCUAUGUAAUCCAAUGCCUGUAACAAUACCAAUAAAGCCUACUGCUUCAUACUAAAAGGAAAAAGACAGUCAUUGAAAAUGCCCCCAAAGCCGCAGCCUCGUGCGGCUGGACUGGGCAGCAACAUCACUCUCCUCCUUGAGGGAGAAGUAGGCGUCCACGGGGCUGCCCCUGCCCCGUAACUGCUUCCCGCCCCGCCCCCUCCCCUCUCCCAAAGAGCCCACUCAUGGGGAUGAGAUGAGGUUGUUAGGGUACCCAAAAAAUCAAAAUGUACAACAAAAUUAAAUAAACCUUUAUCUUUAAAGAC